AUGGAUAAUCCACCUAUUGAGAUUAAGUGCUCAGACGACAUUAUCGAUAUUUCCCUUUCCAAAGUCGGAAAUGUCGCAGCGGUCGUGAUCGUCGAUGGUUCCAUUGAAUUGCACCAGUUUGAUGACAAAAAAGACAAAUUGCUAAAGACUUUGCGAGUUGAGAAGAGUGUAAUUCGAUCGGCGAUGUUUAAUCCCAAUGCUACCAAAUUGUUCUGUGGUUGUGAAGAUGGCUUCGUGUUUACAAUGGAUCUGGACGGCAAGGUGCUUUGGAGAUGUGCCAAGGAGAAAAAACACACUGCGGAAGUCUGCCGCGUGUUUGUGGUGAACGAUUCCUCCUGCUUCUCCGGAGACGAAGAAGGUGGUCUCAAGUUGUGGAAUCCCAAUCCAAACCAUCCCACCAUGGCCAAUUUCACACAUCAUCAAGACUAUAUUUCCGACUUCGCAUACAACAAAGAGCGAAACAGCGUCGUGGUGUCCAGUGCCGACGGCUCGCUCUCCAUGAUCUGCCUCAAACAGCGCGAUCUGCUCUAUCAAACCAGCACCUGCAUGGACGAGCUCCUCUCCUGCUGCGUGAUCAAGAACGGCACUUGCGUGUGCGCGGGCACGCAAGAAGGCAACGUCAACGUUUACAAAUGGGACGAAGAAGACCAGCUAAUGGAUCGGAUCACCGGCCAUCCCGAGAGCAUCGACGGAAUCCUCAAAGUCGACGAGGACACUAUUUGUACCGGCAGCGAGGACGGCAUUCUGCGCAUCGUGCAGGUUAUGCCCAACCAGUUCCUCGGCGUUGCCGGGAUGUUCGAGGAAUUCCCGGUGGAGCGGAUGGAAUGGUCGUUCGACCGGGCGUUUCUCGCUGCGUCGUCGCAUGACAACGUGCUGCGGCUGUUUGACAUGGCCAUUCUGAACGAAGAUGACGAUGAAGAUGACAAGGAGGGCGAAGAUGACAAGGAGAAGGAGAAGGAGAAAGAGAAGAAGGAAGGCGUGGAUUCGGAGGAGGACUCGGAUGAGGAUUCGGAUGAAGAUUCGGACGCGAAGCCCAGUAAAAAGCGCGGCAAACGAAGCAAGCCGACAUCUGCGAAGAAUUUGAAGCGUCGGAAAGUGAACAAAACGAGCGGGAACGAUGGCUUUUUCGACGAUUUGUAA
Messenger RNA from Blastocystis hominis, 1140 nucleotides. RefSeq lists its product as hypothetical. Gene Ontology annotation, molecular function: protein binding. The transcript has 5 exons. NCBI's taxonomy places the organism in Eukaryota, Bigyra, Opalinata, Blastocystidae. The record is from RefSeq and is a predicted model, not a curated record. Bases 1 to 1140 code for a protein of 379 amino acids.